This is a messenger RNA of Xiphophorus hellerii (green swordtail), 2474 nucleotides long. It is a transcript of the gene foxd3, whose product is annotated as forkhead box D3. NCBI's taxonomy places the organism in Eukaryota, Metazoa, Chordata, Actinopteri, Cyprinodontiformes, Poeciliidae. Gene Ontology annotation, molecular function: DNA-binding transcription factor activity, RNA polymerase II-specific; RNA polymerase II cis-regulatory region sequence-specific DNA binding. The transcript has a single exon. Bases 810 to 2009 code for a protein of 399 amino acids. Gene Ontology annotation, biological process: cell differentiation; anatomical structure morphogenesis; regulation of transcription by RNA polymerase II. The record is from RefSeq and is a predicted model, not a curated record.
AAUCAAGCAGAUUCCUUUAACUUAGCUGUCGCUGUUACCGCUCUGCAGCUGUCAACACAGUUCGAAUUAGCAAAAGUUAAAGGUUGUUUUUGCGCAGCCACGUUAGAGCGCUUCAGAUCUUUCAAUCAUGCAGGCCAAUUUUCUCCCCCUGCUCCUCCUCCUCCCUCCGCCACCGUUAAAUGGUCUAUGACGGACGAACACAGAAAAUCAGCGGAAAGCAGCGCUGCUGAUGUCCCAUUGUUGACAAAUCCAAGAAACAACUCCAGUUUGCAUGGUUUAACGGAGAGCGGAGAGAGCAAAGCUUUGGAAGCGAAGGAGAGAUGAGAGGUGGGGGGUGUGGCGUCACCGAACCACGUGUCCAGCUCUGAUAGUAUAUCUUAUACAAGGGGGGAAAGUAAUCUAUCAGUCAGUCCGGUUAAAAAGCUCCGGCCUUUUUUCCAAAAGCAGAAUGUGUCAGUUCGACUCAGCUCGCCAAAUAUCGCUGGUUUAGGACGCGCGCCGCCGCUCAGGAGAGACGCCGGAGCGCAAACGGCAAAAAAAAAAAAAAAAAAGUUGCGCUUUCUCUCAAAACAACUUCUGAGGCAAAAACGCACCGCUCUGCAGGCCCCGCUAACUUCCAGCGUGGGGAAUAUUUCUUGAAGUUUGAAGUUUUUCUGCACACCUUCAGAUCGUUGGAGACCUCCGAUUUUUGUCCAGCAGACCCCCGGUGUGCGCGCACUGGCCGCUGCACAGCUGUUUCCACUCCUGUGAGUUUCUUCUUCUCCCAUUCUUUUUUUUUUUUUUACAUUAAAGUGUGAGUAAGCCGUGAGAUGACCCUCUCUGGAGGCAGCGAUCGAGCCAGCGACAUGUCCGGCCAAACUGUGCUCACAGCCGAGGACGUGGAUAUCGACGUGGUGGGCGAGGGAGACGAUGAGGGAAUGGAGAGGGUGGACAGCGACUGCGACAGCCCGGGGGGAGGCAGCAUCCUGCACGGCUUUCGAGGAGAGCCGGCCGACGAUGACUUGGAGGACGAGAUCGAGGUGGAGAAGGAGGAGAUGAGGUCCGGAGGAGGGAGCCCAUGCUGCGAGAGCUCCGGGGAAGGAGAGCCGGGCGCAGGGAAAGGAGAGGGUCACGACCAGAGCGCAGCGACGGGAGGAGCGAUCCAGAAGCCCAAGAGCAGCUUGGUGAAACCGCCUUACUCCUACAUCGCUCUCAUCACCAUGGCGAUCCUCCAGAGCCCGCAGAAGAAGCUCACCCUCAGCGGGAUCUGCGAGUUCAUCAGCAACCGCUUCCCCUACUACCGGGAGAAGUUCCCGGCGUGGCAGAACUCCAUCCGGCACAACUUGUCUCUGAACGACUGCUUCGUGAAAAUCCCCCGGGAGCCCGGCAACCCAGGAAAGGGCAACUACUGGACCCUGGACCCGGCUUCAGAGGACAUGUUCGACAACGGAAGUUUCCUUAGGAGGAGGAAAAGGUUCAAGAGAGUUCAGCCGGACGUGCUCAGGGAUCAGACCGCACUCAUGAUGCAGAGUUUCGGGGCGUACAGCCUCGGAGGCCCCUACGGGAGGCACUACGGUAUCCACCCGGCUGCGUAUUCCCACCCGGCGGCUUUGCAGUACCCGUACAUCCCACCUGUGGGGCCCAUGCUCCCGCCGGGCGUCCCCCUGCUGCCCUCGGCGGAGCUCAACAGAAAGGCGUUCAACUCUCAGCUGAGCCCGAGCCUCCAGCUGCAGCUCAACAGCCUGAGCACGGCGUCAAUGAUCAAAUCCGAGCCGUCGAACAGGCCGUCCUUCAGCAUAGAGAACAUCAUCGGGGUGUCCAGCUCGUCGUCCGUGACGCCGGGCGCAGCGCAGGCUUUCCUCCGGCCUCCGGUCACCGUUCAGUCGGCCCUGCUGAGCGCGCAGUCCCUCUCUCUGACCCGGACCUCUGCCGCGAUCGCUCCCAUCCUCAGCGUCCCUUCAAAUAUUAUUUCUGGACACGUUUUACCUUCAGCGACGGCGGCAGCGGUCUCCAAAUGGCCCUCACAGUGACUGAAGAGCAAGAAAAAAAAAAACCCUCUUAUUUUUAUAUAGAGACUUUAUCGCUGGGAGGCGUGAAGAGCACAAAUCAAUAGGCAGCACUGGACUGUAAAGCCAUGAAAAAGACUCUUGAAAUACAAGAGAAAUGAAAAAAAAAUGAAAAGAAAAGGAAAGUAUUUCUGUACAGGUAACAUUUGUAAAUAUUUGUAAAAAAAAGGGAGAAUAAUUUUACCCGUCUGACUUUUAUCUGUCCUUUGUUCCUGUUUGAGAUCUGUGAUAAUUAUUUUGAUUUUUCUUUUUUUCUAUUGGAGGCUCGACUUGACACAUUUCAUACAAGACACGAUCAAGUGCAAAAAGACUGUUUAUAAUAAUAUUAUUAUUAAUAAUAAUAAAAAAAUCAAAUAUAUGUAAUUCUAUGUAGUUAUCUGGUGUUGUAAGCUGAAAUUAUUUGUAAAUAAAUUUAUGAAAAAGUUAAAA